Messenger RNA from Diabrotica virgifera virgifera (western corn rootworm), 6278 nucleotides. It is a transcript of the gene Lim1, whose product is annotated as LIM/homeobox protein Lhx5. Gene Ontology annotation, molecular function: RNA polymerase II transcription regulatory region sequence-specific DNA binding; DNA-binding transcription factor activity, RNA polymerase II-specific. Gene Ontology annotation, cellular component: nucleus. The transcript has 8 exons. Lineage: Eukaryota; Metazoa; Arthropoda; Insecta; Coleoptera; Chrysomelidae. The record is from RefSeq and is a predicted model, not a curated record. Gene Ontology annotation, biological process: neuron differentiation; regulation of transcription by RNA polymerase II. The coding region runs from base 342 to 1712 and encodes 456 amino acids.
GGAAGGCAGUCUAUGCCAACAACUGACAACGUUGACACUAUACCCAACACAGGACGUUUAAAAAUUUGUUCUUCAACGUUGUCGGAACGGAUCUUUCGUCGCGCCGCGAUCGGGAAUCAAGGGGACUGAAUCGGGUGCAUAGAGUGUACGGAUCUCUCAGUGCUUUAGUGUGUGGAAGUGAAAAUUUUGCCAAUCUGGCGGCGUACCUUGAAGGAGGUCCCGCAAUUGCCCCUGUGGGGACCCUCACGUUAAGGGCCGGGUUGGCCCAUGUGCCUAUCGGGCCCAACUCUGGUUACUUACAUUCAACCCACAAUAUAGGUCGGUGUGAGCCAGCAGCCGGGAUGCUGAUAGCCUGCGCGGGCUGCGACAAACCUAUCCUGGACAAGUUCCUACUGAACGUCCUGGACAGGACUUGGCACGCCGAAUGCGUCCGGUGUUUCGACUGCCACGCACCUUUAACUGAUAAGUGCUUUUCCAGGGAGAGCAAGUUAUUUUGUAGGAGUGAUUUCUACAGACGGUACGGCACUAAAUGUGGUGGAUGUGGUCAGGGAAUAUCGCCGACUGACUUAGUGAGGAAACCGAGAGACAAAGUGUUCCACCUGAACUGUUUCACCUGCCUGGUGUGUAGGAAACAGCUUUCCACGGGGGAAGAACUCUACGUCUUGGACGACAACAAAUUCAUCUGCAAAGAAGACUAUCUAAGCGGAAACAAGACAGCUGUGAUUAGUUCGCAUCAUCAAGUUUCCGCUGAGCAAGAUGUAAAUGAAGUUGGACUUUUAUUCUCAAGACCCAUCAAAAAGGAAUCACUGAUGGGUUCGGCGUCAGAGGAUGAAGAAGAUGACGACAAUAGUACGGCAUCAUCAGUACUAAAACACCAUUCAUCAAUACAUAGUUCCCUUCCUGCACCCGGUGAAACGAAUAACAACUCUCUUCCCUCCGAUAUAAGUAGUUCAAUAGGACAGGAUUCAAAAACUGGUCAAGACGAUUCAGAAGACCAAAACUCUCUAGACGGCGACCCCGAAACGCGAGAUUCCCAAACCGAAAACAAAAGCCCUGACGACAGCAGUGCGGGUUCGAAACGUCGGGGGCCUAGGACGACGAUAAAAGCGAAACAAUUAGAAAUUUUGAAGACGGCGUUUUCGCAAACGCCGAAACCCACGCGGCACAUACGAGAGCAGCUAGCGAAAGAAACGGGUUUACCAAUGAGGGUGAUACAAGUGUGGUUUCAAAACAAACGGUCGAAAGAAAGGCGCCUAAAGCAAUUAACGUCGAUGGGUAGAGGUCCAUUUUUCGGAGGUUCUAGAAAAAUGCGAGGUUUUCCCAUGAACCUUUCACCUGGUGGUCUUGAGGACGGUCCCCCGGGUUUUCCUUACUUCGCGGACGGGAAAUUCGAGUUUGGCUAUGGAGGACCUCCUUUUCAUCCUCACGACGGCCCUUUCUUUCCAGGACAUCAUCCUGGAGGAGGUCCUGGAGGCCAGGGAAUGCCUUUUGGACAAGGAGGUGGUCCCAUGGACCACGGUCCCAUUCCUAUGGGAGCCGGUGACUUCGGUGCAAUGCCCAACGAACAGGGUCCGUUCAUGCCACAGCAGGGUCCAGGUCCGGAUAUGAUGCAGGGUAACAGUGGCGGGGGUCGAGGGGGAAGUCCCGAAUUUAUGUCUCCCGGAAACUUCUCCGACAACCCCCAACAGUUAAACGAAGGACUGGUCUGGUAGCUGGCAAAAGCUCUGGCCAAGAGGGCCAGAGAAUAAUGAUAGCUUAUUUUGUAAAUAGCCUUUAUUUGUAAAUCAAAAAUUAUGUGAAUCGAGAAAUGAAUCUAUAAAGAAAAUAUUUAAAUCGAUUUUGGAUACUAAACGGGUUGAUUUGUUUUUAAAUUUUUGUCCAGGCCUACAGAACUCUAGGCUAGAAUUCUAGGUCUACUCUAAAAGGCUACAGAACUUUAUUGUAGAAUCUUUAAACAUUCUAAAUGCUAUAACAAUAAAACUCUUAAGAGGAAACAGUAGCGAUCAACAGGUAGCGAAAACGCGUUCCAAGAUUGCGGCUGUAAUUUUGAAUAUUUUUUCGAGAUAUUUGGCACACCUAUUCGUAAUAUAAUAAAGAAUGGCGGUACAGAGCCCAAUUUAAAAAAUAUAUUUAUAUGUGUAAAUUACUCUGUAAUUAAAUACAAAGUUAAAAAAACGAGCCUGUACCGCCAUUAAGAAGAACAAAAAAAUACACUUUCUUCAAAUAAACUUUUUUAUUCGAUGCCUAGAUUUUGUGUCAUUUUGGAACUACUAAAAUUUUUUAUUUCAUUAGUAGUUCCAAAAUGACACAAAAUCUAGGCAUCGGAUAAAAAAGUUUAUUUGAAGAAAGUGUAUUUUUUUGUUCUUCUUAAUGGCGGUACAGGCUCGUUUUUUUAAUAUUGUAUUUAAUUACAGAGUAAUUUCCACAUAUUAAUAUAUUUUUCAAGUUGGGCUCUGUACCGCCAUUCUUUAAUAUAUUACGAAUACGUGUGCCAAAUAUCUCAAAAAAAUAUUCAAAAUUACAGCCGCAAUCUUGGAACUCGUUUUGGCUACCUGUUGAUCGCAUAUAAAACAGUAUAAGUUCUUAGAUAAAAGCAAUUUUUUUGUUCCUGAUUUAAAAACUCACCUAACAGUACAGAAUUAAAAAAUACUGGCUACUUUUGAAAGAAAAAUUGUCAUACUAUGUUCACUUCCAAUAGGGCUUCAUCGAUUGUGAUUUGUUUCGAGCUUCUGUCAUAUGUUGUAUAAUAUGUGUAUAUUAAUAUACACGGAUUAUACGACAUAUGACAGAAGGUCGAAACUCGAAACAAAUGACUGUGAAUGAAAAGCCAUAUUGAAAAUUUUCCUGGUGUAGGUGCCAAUAAUCGAACCCGAGCUCACCAGGUUAUUGAGCCAGUAACGCUGAGCUUUGCCCCCACUUUAAUGUUGAAGACAUUGAAGAUAGGUUUGAAGACUCAAACUUGGAUACAAAGAAGAAUUAUAAGAUCUAAAAAUUCUUAAGUUUGCCAACUGGAAAAACAAAUCAAGAUACUGAUGAACCAAACUAAAAAUUACAAUAAUUGUUUUUUAAAAUCAAUCAAGUUCUUAUUAGGUUUAACUGCAUCGAUUUAAAUAUUUUUGAGAAAAGUUAUAUUCGUCUAUAUGUUUCAGUAAUUUGGUCAAUUGUGAGAUAUUUAAAUAUAUGUUAAAUAUCUCACAAGAUUUAUAGAUUGACUAGUUUGUGAAUGACAACAAAUUGACCGACUAAGGAUGCUAAAUAUUAUAAUUUUUAAGAAAGGAAGAGCAAAAUAUGAAGAAGAAUUUCUUCUUCAUGUAUCAUCAUUUCCCUGUCGAGUGUUAAAGGCCAGCUAUUUCUCUGAUUUUUUUUUAUAUUUUGAACGUAUUCUUACUCUUCUUUUUCAAAGGAUUUAUCCUCCAUCCACUUUUUUCGCGAUCUUUACCUUUUGUUUUAUUAAUUUCUGUUAUUUCUUAUAUUCCUUCCUGUUGUUUCUCUGUAGUCUUCUCUGCUACAUCAAUCAAGAAUUUUAUUAUGAAUUUUAGUAUGAUUUCUUCAAAUCUUUAAACACUUGCCAUAUUUCUACACCAUCAUUUCCAUGCAUUAUUUUACUAAGCUAGUUAAAUAUAUCUUCUUCUAAAAAUAAAAAAAUAAAAAUGUAUACCAUUUUUAUUCAGUUGCAAUGCGAAAGCAAAACAAUCUUAUUUUUCACUUAGAAUACGGAGCGCAGUCCAGCACUCUAAAUCGACGAUUUUCGACUCUUAUUGGAGUCUCAUCGGAGAGACGUAGGCCUGCUGCUCCAUACUCUAAGCUAAGUGACCAACAUCGAGAGUUCAUCCCCCACACCGCAACUGACGUGAAUGGAUUAGGUGACUAGCGUCAUCUGGCCAUUGAAAGACAAAGUUUUUCAAUCCUAAUAGCGACAUUAUUAAUAUUGAAGAAUAUUAAAAAUGUUACUAAAAGAUUUUUAAAUUGAAAACUUAUUGGUCCAUUUCCCUGGUGACACCUUCUUUUACAAUAUUCAAGCCAGAUGGAUGCUGCAGUGAAGACAAAAGGGAAGGAAUAUCUUGUUCUCUUAUUAAUUGUUUUAUCCUCUAUGAGAAGCUUUUAGUUGUUUUGGGACUUUUUGAAUCUUUUUUCAGUUUAACUUUGAUGUCAGCUAUUAGAGGAUUGUGAUCUGAAUCGAUAUCUGCACUAGAAUAUGCCGUUAUUCUUUUUGUUUGUUUAAUAGAAUAUAAUUCAGGACCAACUUUCUUAAAUAAUUGAUAACUUGGUGCAAAAUAAUAAAAACGUUAUAUAAAAAAUCCAUUUAACAUAGAAUCCAAUAGAUACAUAAUAUAAGUAGCAAAAAAGCAUCGAAUGCAAUAAUUUAAAUUUUAAGACAAGACAGUUGGUAAAAUUUUUGAAAAAGUUACAAUACGAACUGGGGUUUCAUUUGUUUUCCUACUAAACUAGUCAAUGUAUUUACCAAAUACCCAAUAAAUUUGGCAAAAAGAAUACAUACCUUCUUGAUAUGUUAUAUUAAAACGUAGGUUUCUGUCUGCUUUUUGUCGAAUUAAGGUUGUGAAAUACUUGUAAAAACCCAAUGCAUUUGUAUAAUUUUUGUGCCCUCUAUCACCGUAAUAAUUUGUUUCUUUUUUAUGCAACCUGUGUAAGAAAUUAUAACUAGGGAAGCAAUAUGUUGAGUUUAAAAAAUUGUUCCUAUUUUGUUAAUGUUUUUUCUUGUUUAAAAUAAAAAUACACGAUAAUCAAAAAAUAUCUUCAUAUAUAAAUAUAACUAAACUAUAGAGUUCGUUUUUAACAAAUAUCUCCAAAAUUUUUUGUUCAUAUGUUAGUCCAGUUUUUUUAAAGUAAACUAAAUUCGCUCUCUGCCGAGAUUCAUUUUGACAAAUUCAGAGUAGGAAACAUACAACACAAAAAUUCCUACCUCACACUAUUAACUGCUCAAAUCAACGUAAUCUUGCAUUAAAAAAGAAGAAUUAUUGGAAAUACUAGGAGUGUAUACUAAACUCAUAGAAUAUUAUGAAUUUUAAUUCUUCAAAAUAUUUUUAUUUUUUACAAUAAAUAAUUUUCUCAUUUGUUAUCAAUACGUUAUAAUGGUCUAAAUAAAUAAUUAAUGAUUGGCGUAAGGUUUAUGAUAUUUAUGUCUGUUUACUUUACUAUUGGCUAUGAGCAGGUAUGUUUGGUUGUAUAGUAAUUUCCAGUCACGUCUAGCAACCUAACUUCAAAAAAACUACCAACAUCACUAGACAGUUAUGUCUCAAACUAGCGAAUCGACUUUAAUUUGUAGUAUUUUAUGAGUUUAAAUAAAAAUAUAUUUUGUACUAGAAUUUUAAGGUUGAAAACAUCAAUAUAAUCUACAUAAAAUGAAAAAUGGUAUACCUUAAACCGAAGGCUUUUCAAACAUAAAGAACUUUAGUUUUUUUGUAGAAGCAUAUGUAGAAGAUAUAACUGUCACAACAGCAUAACUGAUUUUUAAAAUAAAGACUGUUUUCAUUUUUACAUUCAGUCAUUCGUCAUUCUACAGUGACAAUGUAGCUAGCAAUGUAUGCAAUGUUGCCGAGUAAACGUCUGUAUUGUAGGUAUAUAGAUUUAUUUUGCGAAGAUAUUUUCUGACCAUCCUGUACGUAAUAUCUCGCACAAAUAGACGGUAACUAACAUCCCUUUUAAUGUAUAUAUUUAUUAAUUUUGUAAAUAUGGCGACAAUGUUUCCCAGAAUUUUGCUUACCACAAAAAUAUAUUAGAGCAAAUUAUAUUGUAUUUAAAACGCUGAGAAACAUUGUCUGUUGGUUAAUAUCAUUAACCCUCCUCACCUCAUGCCCGUGUAUUUUUUGUAAAUUUUCUUUUAUUUCAAUUUUUACUAAGUGCCAAGCAACUUACAGGUUGAUAUCAUUCGAGCUUUAACUCUGUUGUCCAUGUUUCAGAUCAGUAUUCCACAGGGAGCCCUUCUGGUUCCGUUGCUUAUCAUCAUGUAUGAGUUAACGUCGAUUAUAUCAACCUCGUUGAUUAUUUAAUACAUAAAAUAUUGUAAUAUUUAUAAAAUAAAUGUAUAAAGUAGCAUACGCUUGUACAUAUUUCAUAAAAAUAUAUGUUAUGUUAACACAGCUGUAAAUGACCUGGAAAAAUAUCUUCCUGGAUAUUUUUCUAGAAAACCUACGCAGAAAAAUGCCUAGUUGUCGUACAAAGUAUUUGUACAAAAACUAUAUCUGCUGUAUAAAGCCCUCCUGAUAUAUUAGUGUAAAUUGUUAAUACUAGGUGUCCUAAUAAUAAACACUUCUUUAAAA